CAGUGAGAGGCACGCAUGUUAGGCUGGAGGCAUAGACACCGUUUUAUCACAUUAUUAUUCCUAAGUGUGCCUUUUAUUUGAUUUAUUUAGUCCUUUUCAAACUACUGGUACACUGUAUGGCGGUAACAAGGCAAAUCUGGAAACGGUUGGUUCGUCGAGUUUGAUGAAAACGAGGUCAGGCUCAGACUACCGUUAGCCCCUCCUGGUGGAUUUUUUUCGUUGUUUUUUUUCUAGAUAAAGCCAACAAAACAAGGCAGAUAACAAUGUCGUUGACUGCUUCGCCUGAUUAUUUCGCUGCCGAGUGUCUGGUGUCGAUAUCCAGCGGUCCUGUCCUGCACAGACCCACCCCAGUCGCCCCUGCCAGCCAGCCGGCCACGGUGGGCCUGCUCCCCGGGGAGCCCGACGUGUCGAGCGAGGACAGGGAAGUGCGGGAGACGCUGAGGCUGGAGGGGGCCAACAUGAUGGCGGUGGCCGGUAUCCUCACCGACCUGCACGGCAAGUUCCGCCCCAUGUCGGCCUACUCGGAGAGCAGCAACUCCUCAUGUGGCGGAGAGAGCGGUUACACCACGUUGUCCGACCCGACCACCCCUACCAUGACCCCCUCCGCCACCCCUGUCCCCGGACAGCAGCAGCUGAGGGGGGGAGGAGGAGGAGGCGUGGGGGCCCCGCGGUCCCCGGUAAAGCGACAUCAGUGCACUUUUGACGGAUGCGACAGAGUUUAUGGGAAAUCGUCCCACCUGAAGGCACACAUCCGGACACACACAGGUGAGAGGCCCUUCCCAUGCACCUGGCCAGACUGUGAGAAGAAGUUUGCCCGCUCCGAUGAGCUCGCCCGCCACACCCGCACCCACACAGGGGAGAAACGCUUCCUGUGCCCGCUGUGCGAUAAGCGCUUCAUGCGCAGCGACCACCUGAUCAAGCACGCCCGCCGUCAUCCAGACUUCCAGCCCUCCAUGUUGGGCCGCAGCAAGGGCUCCUCCUCCUCCUCUCCCAGCCCGGCCAUGCACCAUUAGGAUGGUUUGGGGGUUUCCUGACAGGAGCACAGAAGGUCACAGUGGUUUCAAUUUAACCAGCUACAAUCAGAUCCACUGAGUAGGAUUUAGCAUUGCUGUGUUGUACUCAAAAAUGUGCACAUAACACACACAACACACACAGAGCUGGAUGUGAGGGGGAAGCAUCUUCAUCCCUCCAUCAACACAGAUGAGUCAUGUGACCACUAUCCACCUGCUCAACGUAACUAGGGUUGGGUAUUGAGAAUGCUCCAAAAUCUUUAUGAAGAGAGGAUUCGUUAAGAAAUUUGCUUUUCGAUUCCACUCAUCGUUUCCUGAAAGCAAAGUUUGGACCUACUUUACUUCAAUUACAUUGCCAGUUACACGUGCAUCAAAGCACGUGUAUAACGUUUACAACGAGACGGACUGCAGCUAGCUUUGAAAAGUGUGGCUACACUUCACAAAAGACAGUAACGAUGCAGUGAAAUGUAAUCACAACAUGAAAAUAAAUACAUGCGAGGGAACGAAGGCUGUCAAACAUGACAACACAUUUACUACAGAAUGUUAGGAGAAUGCAGAAUUUUUAUGUCCUGUAUCAAAGUGAAAUUAAAUUAAACAUUUUUAUAGAACAAAGACCAGUUAGGAAUGUCUGUUUUUAGUUAAUCUGCUUAAUGAAGUGCAGGGCAAAUUAAGGUACUUCAUCACAUUGAUGCAAAAAAUCUGUAAAACCAAACCAUAAAGCUGUCCUGCUCAUCGAUUUACAACAUCACCUAAUAUAAUUAUAUUUGCCUCUAAAAGCAAAUCAAAUGUAACAACGUUCAGUUUUUCUGUGGCACAACAGAGAAUUCUGAAAGUUUUUCUCUUUUUUUUUUACCAAAAAACAAAUCACUUAUACUUCCUCAUUUAUUACAUGUUUUUGGCAGCCUAAACUAAAUAAAAAUAAAAGGUUUUUUUAUGUUUAA
This is a messenger RNA of Plectropomus leopardus (leopard coralgrouper), 1951 nucleotides long. RefSeq names its product Krueppel-like factor 9. Gene Ontology annotation, molecular function: DNA-binding transcription factor activity, RNA polymerase II-specific; RNA polymerase II cis-regulatory region sequence-specific DNA binding. Gene Ontology annotation, biological process: regulation of transcription by RNA polymerase II. Lineage: Eukaryota; Metazoa; Chordata; Actinopteri; Perciformes; Serranidae. The record is from RefSeq and is a predicted model, not a curated record.